This is a messenger RNA of Paralichthys olivaceus (Japanese flounder), 729 nucleotides long. NCBI's taxonomy places the organism in Eukaryota, Metazoa, Chordata, Actinopteri, Pleuronectiformes, Paralichthyidae. The record is from RefSeq and is a predicted model, not a curated record.
CACACACACACUCUGACACUGUCGUUGUUUCAGCACGUUCAUGGAGGGAAACUGACGGCGUUUGACUUUGGUGUCACAGGAAACAUGAGACACUACAACCAGUCCACUCCCCCUCAGUACAACGUCAAGGACAUGAAGGUUCCCACCGCUCUGUUUUCAGGGGGACAGGAUACGCUGGCUGACCCCAAAGACGUCGCUGUCCUCCUCACUCAGGUGUCUAACUUGAUCUACCAUCAGUACAUCGAACACUGGGAACAUCUGGAUUUUAUUUGGGGUCUUGAUGCUCCUGAACAGAUGUUUCCCUCCAUCCUGAAGCUGCUGCAGGAGCACCUCUAGAGGGCGCCGUCAGAACUCCGUCAGGACACUGUUUUCUGUUUAAAGCUUCACCCCCCCACAACUGUGACUCACAGAACCAGAAUCACUCUUGCGAUUCAAACUGAAUUUUAUGUUUACUUCUGUUGUGAACCUUCACUUCCUGUGACAUCAUCAACCUGGUCUGUGAAGUCACGGAGUUGUGCACAUGACCACAACAGAGUGCCCAGGGUCAUGUGACUGUGGGACGUGUGCAGCACCAACCACAGACUGUUUGAUAUAAGAUGCUUUUAUUUUGACAGGACAUUUGAGAUUUUAACUUGACUCUGAUUUCACUAAAGUUAACGUUAAGAUUUUUAACAUGUUUUUUUCAAACUGAUUCAUAUCAAACAGUUUUAAUAAAACAAUUUAAAUUCA